Cuscuta epithymum is the source of this 762-nucleotide messenger RNA. NCBI's taxonomy places the organism in Eukaryota, Viridiplantae, Streptophyta, Magnoliopsida, Solanales, Convolvulaceae. The record is from the annotation of a GenBank genome assembly.
UGAGACAAAGAUAGCCAUCCCCUCCCCUCCCUCACUCAUUAGCUCGACCAAGCACCCAAGAAUAGCAAGGAAGAGCUCUACAAUCCACCAUUUUCACACCCAAAUUCGAGCUCAAGGAAGAAGGUCCCAAGAGGAGUGUUUGGAGAAGGAAAAAGGUUGGGAAAAGUGUGAACAAUUAAGGAACUUGUGAAAGGUAUUUCAAGUGAUUUCACAAAGUUGGAAAAGUCGCCGGAGUUGUCGCCGGAGUUGACCAAGAGUCGCCGGAGUUUCACCGGAGUUCAACCAAGAGGGGUAGAACUUCAUAACGCUAGUUCAAGGUUGAAGCUAGGGCUUGCUACUUGCACCUUCUCAAGGGUGGUAUCAAAUCAGGAAGACGUGAGAUGGAGGGCAGGCGGAUGGCAACCAGGAACAAUCCGAGGGGGCAGGCGCCGGUAGCAUCCCAAAGGGGAAGCCGGGCUGCAUCUCGGGGUUCAAGAGGAGGCCGUGGAGGCCGUGGAAGCCGUGGGGGUCAUCAAGCUCAAACUGUUGAAGCUAGGGCUUGCUACUUGCACCUUCUCAAGGGUGGUAUCAAAUCAGGAAGACGUGGUUCGUGCUUCCUUAUUUUCUUUCAAACUACCGCACACUUGCUCAUGGAUGUUUAUUUUACUAUAAACUAUUUUUGGGGCUUGCACGCCCAUGUUAUUGGCCGGUUGUGGCUCAUGACUUACCGUUGAAUAUUUCCGCUAUUCAUUGGUCUAAAUGUGAUGUUGUUAUGUAUGUUUA